This is a messenger RNA of Parnassius apollo (apollo), 747 nucleotides long. NCBI's taxonomy places the organism in Eukaryota, Metazoa, Arthropoda, Insecta, Lepidoptera, Papilionidae. The record is from the annotation of a GenBank genome assembly.
AUGGAGCCACAAAUAAUAAAGAGCAAGCCACUUUCAAAAGAUGAAAGCAAAGCCUUACUCGAACUUAUUGAAAUGAGCAAAAUUAUAAUAUCUAAAGCCACAAACGCCAGCAGCAAUAAAAUGAAAGAUAAAGAGUGGGUACGAAUAGCCGAGCAGUUUAAUGCUACAGCAACAAGUUGUCGUCGGACACCACAACAGCUUCGGCUGAAAUGGGAGAAUUUAAAGAAGAAUGCACGUAAACGUUGCACUAAAAUAAGAAUGAACAGCAUAAACACUGGCGGUGGUGUUGGUGAGUAUAUACCCCCAGACGAAAUACUGGAUCGUGUUACCAGCUUAUUGGGGAAUGCAGCUAGUGGAUUAGUUGUUCCUUAUGGGGGAGAUAGGGAACCCGAGCACUUUGUAGUGAUUAGUGAUGGUGGUGGUAUCGUGCCAAAUGGAAAUGGUGUAGAGAAAUUAGGUGGUGAUGCUAGGGUCAAUCUAGAAAUCCUAGAGUUUCAGGACACACCAGUGCCAGAUCCGCAAAAGGAAAUGGUUGUAACCCCUACUUCUCCACAUUCAGCAAUGGCUCAGGUUAACACCUAUGCUGUUGCUGAACAAAAUAAAGUUUCGGAUACACCACGGAGAGUAACAUUCAAUGUUCCUAAAACAGGUAAUGGUUAUUUUGAUGUUGAUAGAAUUUUAAUUUAUAAGAUAACAAUUUCACAUGGUGUUCCAUUUGCUGAGGUGGUGGUAUGGUCAAACUUGUAG